This is a messenger RNA of Cladocopium goreaui, 1933 nucleotides long. The record is from the annotation of a GenBank genome assembly. NCBI's taxonomy places the organism in Eukaryota, Dinophyceae, Suessiales, Symbiodiniaceae.
CUGUGAUCGCCACAUUUGUUCUUUUCACUAGGCCCUUCCAACGGCAUGGCUGUACGACCUGAGUCAGUGGAAGAUUGGUGCCAAAUCAUGCCUAACUUGUUGGAGGAGGAAGGCUGGAAAACGACUUUGGCCCAGGAAGGUGCUGCGUUGAUGCAUAGCAGCUGUCCUUGGGGUGGUUACCUGAUCAAGUUUGAGCUGAAGGGGCUUACAGUACACAAUGCCCCGGCAGACAGUAGCAAGGUGAUUGUCCGACCUGAAGUCCGAGCUCUCCUGCAAGGCACAUGCCCCAUUCCGGGCAUCACCGUGCAGUCCUUGGACGUCGUGGCUCCUGGAGAGGCGGUGGUUCAGGCGUCCACCUCUUGGAGCAUCAUGCGGCUUUGCUCCGUGUUGUUCGGUGACAUUGUUGGGCAAGUCAUGGAUUACCUCUGUGAUGAUGCACCUAUGGCAUGGCAUCAGAAAGUGGGCCGAAACUAUCCUGACCAAGGAGACAGCUCUUGUUCCUUCUGGAUGGAAGAUUCCGAUGACAAGCCCCAUGAAUGCCUCAUCCUUGUCAGACCUGAGACUGAAAAGGAAAAGUUCAGUGCCUUUGUGAUUGUGCGGGUCCAUGAGAACCACUUUGCGCGAUGGGCCAGUGAACAUUUCCGCUUUGUCUUGAGUUCUGCCCGCAGCACCGCAGAGUCAUACUUGAAUCGCCCUGGAAUCGCUGAGCUGAGAGAAAUGGACGCGCAGUUCUAUGUCGUCAUCUCCAUGCAAAGCUUCAAGCGAGGGAUGCCGCUGUUGCCAGCCUAUCCUGAUGAGCAUUGCCUCUCUGAAAUUGAUGCAGGUGAGCCCUUUGGUCUGCGCAGAUGGGUGCGGUAUGAGCCAAGCACCAAGAAGUUCCAGCUGGCUCAAUACCUCCCAAUCUUCAUGCAGCGUUUGGGUUUCGAGAUUGAAGCCUACAACAGCUUGGACGGCCAGAAGUUGGUUCCUUAUCAGUGCGUGGUACGCCGUGCCGACUGGGAGCAGAUGCGUUCUCGUUUUCUUGUUGCCUACCCCUUGCAGAAGACGGCCUAUCGUCGUGCCAAUGGUGGGUCUGGCUCGCCAGGGGUACACGAGGACGUGCUUCCCAAGUUUGUGACGCCCACGGCAGUGAACAUCCAGGAACGUAUGGAGCAAGAGGCAUGGCCGAAGCUGGUGGUGCGGAAGACUUUCUUGGAUCUGGAGGAUGACACCUCCUCCAGUGGCUCCCCGAAAGUGCGCCCACCGCGACGCCCAAAGACCACACACUUUGGGCGACUUCUCGUGCCAUCUUUGCCAUAAGCCGAAGGCAGCGGAGCGGCGCACAAGAAGGCCGCCUCCACUUGUUCAUCCCUUGCAUAGCUGGAUCGCUUCAUUGCAGCUGUGUACGUACUAAAAUAAUUUUGAUGAUAUUGACGUAUUGCGCAGUCUAAAGCCAUUUAGCGGGAUGAACAGGCAAGGCAGGCAGGCACCAGGUAGAUCUAUGAUAUCAUAGGUGGAGGUGGACAGUCUAGAUUGAGCCACCAACAUCUAUUGCAAGGAUGCAAAAUGUGGCAUUUGCAGUUGUAAAGUGUGUAAAGAUAAAUCCUGCAGCGGCUCACAAAGGGCACCCGUCAAAUGCGAUGGUCAAGUGAGGGCGCCUUAAUUCAUUGCUUCGGCAUGAGAAACGAUUUCCUGCAUCUGGCUGGAUGCGUUUAUGUGCAAGUUACUAUCAUUCACUUGAAUUGGCGUCGUUUAGACAUUUGCGCCCAAGCACUACAUGCCAGCCUGUACAGAUGCUUGGCAUGUUGGGCACUGGGCAAGGCCUUUUUCUCCGCAAACAUCAUCAAGAAACAGCCCAUCAGUGCAGUAAAGCGUACAGAGGGCGUUGUAUGCUUGGUGAUGUGCGAGAACCCAUAGCACUUCAGCGAUAGGGAAAUUCAUCGAGAUUCGCUCA